This is a messenger RNA of Cyprinodon tularosa, 5446 nucleotides long. It is a transcript of the gene col4a4, whose product is annotated as collagen, type IV, alpha 4. The transcript has 47 exons. Gene Ontology annotation, cellular component: collagen trimer. The coding region runs from base 1 to 5043 and encodes 1680 amino acids. Gene Ontology annotation, molecular function: extracellular matrix structural constituent. The record is from RefSeq and is a predicted model, not a curated record. Lineage: Eukaryota; Metazoa; Chordata; Actinopteri; Cyprinodontiformes; Cyprinodontidae.
AUGGGACGCGGUAUUGUGCGUAUUGGGAAAACUGAAACUCCACCAGCACUUCUGAAGGAAACCCACUCCUACCCGUCAGGCAGGUGUUCACUGGUGCUGUUCACAGCUCCUCCAGCAGCUCCAGGGGGUGACCCAAAGGAGCCAUGUGACGGGCGGGACUGCACCACCUGCCAGUGUUUUCCGGCUAAAGGAGCGAGGGGUUCCCCGGGUCCUCUGGGUCCGCAGGGCCCCCAGGGGCCUCCAGGCUUUCCGGGCCUUCAGGGUCUUCUGGGACCAAGGGGUCAUAAAGGAGAUGAGGGGGCAACAGGACGUCCUGGUGAAAAAGGAGAUGUUGGAAUCAUAGGCCUUCCUGGUUUUCCAGGAAUAGAGGGAAUCCCGGGUCACCCAGGCCCGGCUGGAGGGCGUGGCCAUCCAGGUUUGGAUGGAUGUAAUGGAACCAGAGGAAACCCUGGGUACCCUGGGCUUCCAGGUGAACAGGGGCCUUAUGGAGAACCGGGUAUCACAGGGCCGAAAGGCUUUAAAGGAGAUCCAGCGUACUACUUUAUCCAGUUCCCUGGAGUUCCCGGAAAUGCUGGGCCCAUUGGAUUGCCAGGUUUGCCGGGAGAAGAGGGUCUACCAGGACCGAUUGGACCUCCUGGUCCAAUAGGAUGGGAUGGAGACGAUGGUAUACCUGGUCGUCCUGGUUUGAGGGGUCAGCCUGUAAGCCAUCUUUCCAGCCUGAUAGCAUUCAAUAUCGGUCAAAAAGGUCGUUUAAUUCCAGGACCAAAAGGAGAUGAGGGAGAACAGGGACCCCAGGGUGAACCAGGGCCGUUUGAGUUCAUUGAACCUCCAGAGAAUUUCUACCCCAAAGGAGAGAAGGGAUCUCUAGGAGAAAGAGGAAUGCCUGGCAUUCCAGGGCCCCUGGGUCAAGAUGGCCCCCCUGGCAUCAAAGGAGAGAAGGGGAUUGUUGGAUUUCCAGGAGACAGGGGGGAUCCUGGUCGACCGGGUCCUUUCGGACGAAAAGGUGAUAAGGGGAUGAGAGGAAGCCAGGGUCUUCCAGGUUUGAUAGGUCAAGAUGGUGCUAAGGGCAGUUUCGGCGAACCAGGCCCUAAAGGUCUCCCUCAGAAUGGCGAAAAUGGGGAUGAUGGGGAUCCUGGGCCACCUGGAUCAAUGGGUAGUCGUGGUGACACAGGGCCUAAGGGAAUGCAAGGCCCUCCAGGAUCGCCAGGAAGAUCAAUGCCUGGACCUCCAGGUAUGACUGGUCAGAAAGGUGAACCUGGAUCCAAAGGGGACAGAGGAGACCCUGGUCAGAUUUUAAAAGAGGGGUACCCUGGAGAACGUGGAAAACCAGGCCCUCCAGGACGGAGAGGGCCCAAGGGAAGGCCGGGUAUUCCAGGAACGUACUGUCUUCCAGGGAUCCCAGGCCUCAAUGGAGAUCCAGGUGACCUAGGCUUUCAAGGAGAACGCGGUUAUCCGGGGCCCAAAGGUGAUCUUGGUACAUGUUUAUGUGGCCCCCCAGUUGAGAUAAGGGGCCCUCCUGGUCCUGAAGGACCAGGAGGGAGAAAAGGGUCAUCAGGUCCCCCAGGAGACCCAGGCCCAAGAGGAGAGAUGGGUUCACCUGGAGACAGAGGAUUAAAGGGUGCUGAGGGCAUGAUCGGGUCCCAGGGUGUGAAAGGCUUUAAAGGACAGAAAGGAGAUUUCAGAGUAGUUGAUUUUAAAGGUGAAAAGGGAAAUAUGGGUGAUUUAGGCCCUGAAGGAACACGAGGAUUCUCAGGAAGAAAUGGAUUACCUGGUCCCCCGGGACCACCUGGUAAUCCAGGAAUUGAGGGUGAAAGUCUCAUUGGUUUUCCUGGAGACAGAGGCUGCAAAGGAUACCCUGGACAAAAGGGAGUUUUAGGACCACCAGGUCGCCGAGGAAGCAGUGUGUUUGGGGCCGUUGGAGAGCGUGGGCCCCCUGGAAAUCCAGGAAUUGUAGGAUUUCCUGGACCAAAAGGGCAAAAGGGGGUUAAAGGUGACAGUCCUCCCUGUAUCCCUCAAAUCCCUGGUCCCCAAGGGCAGAAGGGAGACCCUGGAAUACCAGGUUUCCCAGGUCCUCUGGGUCCUAAAGGUUAUAUAGGUUUUCCAGGACCGGAUGGGCCUAAAGGAGAUAAGGGACAGACUGGUCCUCCAGGAAUGCCUGGCCUCAAAGGAGCUAAAGGUUGUGAUGGAGAUCCUGGAGAAGAGGGAGACAUGGGUUUGAGUUAUGAUGGAACUCCAGGUUUUCCAGGAGCCCCAGGUCCCCCCGGACUCCCAGGACCAAGAGGAGAUCAUGCUUAUGGCUGCCAGGGACCCCCAGGCCUGCCUGGACGACAGGGGUCUCCAGGGCAUAAAGGAGUCCCUGGCUCCCCAGGGAAUAAGGGAGGGCCAGGUGUCCCAGGCUCUCCUGGGGACCCUGGAGUAAAGGGACAGAAAGGAAAUGAAGGGGCCAAAGGUCAAAGAGGCCUCAAAGGACUUUCACUGGACCAAUGUGAUGCUGGACCUUCUGGUGAAAUUGGCUUCCGGGGACCUCCGGGACCUGAAGGACAUCAAGGUUGUCCUGGUCCAAAAGGUCUCAAAGGGGACAAUGGUUAUUCACAGGCUGGUCGUAAAGGUGCGCUUGGAGAAAAUGGAGUUCCAGGUUUUCCUGGUGUACGGGGGCCACAGGGGCCACAAGGUCCUAUUGGAAACGAUGGCCAGCCAGGGCCCCUUGGUCAAAAAGGUCUGAUCGGGCCCCAGGGCUUUGAGGGACGACCAGGAAUUCCAGGAAAAAAAGGCUCCAUUGGUCCCCAAGGGAGGACAGGAGAGAUGGGCCUGAGGGGACAAGAUGGACCUCCGGGUUAUGUGGGUUCAAAGGGGCAAAAAGGUUGUGUAGGCAACCCAGGUCCUCCGGGGGAUUGCAAAAGCAUUCCCAUAAACGGCCCACCAGGACCACAGGGACUGCCUGGCAGCAUCGGAUUUCCCGGACCACGAGGUUAUAAAGGUUUUCAGGGUACUGAUGGAAGGCCUGGAUUUCCAGGCUCAAAUGGACCUCCAGGUAUUAGGGGAUCCCAGGGUCCCAAAGGGCCACUAGGCAAAAAAGGGCUACCUGGAUCCCCUGGAUGUAAAGGACAUAUGGGAUACAGCGGCUUCCCCGGGCAGAAUGGAGAACCGGGAGACCCAGGAUGUCCUGGAAACCCUGGAAAUCCUGGUAAUUCAGGAUAUCCUGGAGCUAAAGGUGAUAUAGGGGAGUCUAUUGGUGUUCAUGGUCCACCGGGGGAUACGGGACAUUCUGGAAACAUUGGAUGUUCUGGCCCCCCUGGCCCUCCAGGACAAUCAGGACCUCUGGGCACUGAUGGGGCCCCAGGACCAAAAGGAUGCAAGGGACACAAAGGGUUUCCUGGAAGAACUGGUGAAUCAGGGGUGGUUGGUCCUCCAGGUUGCAGAGGUCGGCAGGGGCCUCCAGGUUUUCCAGGUGCACCAGGAGCUAAAGGUGUUCAAGGACAAGAUGGUUACACAGGACACAAAGGAGCUCAAGGGCCACCAGGGCUUCAUGGACUGGAUGGGCUAAGUGGACGGAAAGGGGCCAUGGGGAUGAAAGGUCUGUGUGAGGGUGGUAAUGGAGGUGAAAGAGGUCCUCCAGGACCUGCAGGUCCCCCAGGUCCUCCAGGUCCCCCUGGUACCUCCCAGAAUGGACCAAGAGGACCCCCAGGUCCACAGGGACCCAGAGGGCCUCUAGGUGGUUAUGGACCACCAGGUCCACCUGGAGAUGACUGUAGAAACCCAAAUCCAGGGCCACCUGGGGAUCCUGGUGCAGAGGGCCUGAAAGGAGACCCAGGUAACUAUGGUGACCAAGGAGACCCAGGCCCAAGCUUUCCAUUUCCUGGGGACAUGGGAGACAAUGGAUGGCCGGGAUACCAGGGUCCAAAAGGAUCACAGGGAUUUCCGGGGCCAGCAGGACCAAAAGGCAACCCUGGAAACCAAGGCUGUAAAGGAAUGAGAGGAGAUCCAGGGACAAUGGGACAACCUGGACAUAAAGGUGUGCAGGGUCCCUAUGGAUCCCGAGGGGCCAAAGGAAGGAAGGGGGAGAAAGGACGAGAGGGUUUAAAGGGGGAGCCGGGACGAGUCUUGCCAUAUGAAUAUCCACCAAUACUUGAAGGGCCUGAAGGACUACCAGGUCCCCCUGGUGCUAAAGGAGAACAGGGCCUGAUGGGAGACCCUGGUCCAAAAGGGCUGAAUGGGGUGAAGGGGAAUCGGGGGGAAGAUGGAUCACUGGGUUCUGGGGGUCCAAAAGGCGACCCAGGGGCCACUGGAAGACCAGGUCUACCAGGAGAGAACGGAGUGUUGGGAGAAAAAGGUUUUCCGGGUCCGCCGGGGGACCGAGGUAAACCUGGACAGACCACAGUCGUAACAAUGGGGUUCCUGCUGGUAAAGCACAGCCAAAAAAAGGAGCCUCCAAGUUGCCCACCAAACAUGCAGCAGCUUUGGAUUGGAUACAGUCUGCUGUACAUGGAGGGCCAGGAGAGGGCUUACUCCCAGGAUCUAGGUCAGGCUGGAUCCUGUGUUCGUAUUUUCUCCACCAUGCCGUUCUCCGUAUGUGGUACCAAACAAUGCCAGUACGCAGGUCGAAAUGACAAAGCCUAUUGGCUGUCAACGAUGGAGAGGGCUCCUAAUAGGCCAUUUAAUGGAAUUGCCAUUGAGAACCACAUCAGUCGCUGUGUUGUGUGCGAAGCCCCCUCUGCACCUGUGGCUAUGCACGAUUCCAACUCCAAGGAACCGCCAAGCUGUCCCCCCAAUUGGACAUCUCUGUGGACAGGAUAUUCCUUCAUUAUGUUUACAGGUGGAGGUGAUGAGGGAGGCGGCCUCUCGCUGAUGUCCCCUGGCAGCUGUCUGAAAGAGUUCAAAGCUCAGCCCUUCGUAGAGUGUCAGGGAGCUCGGGGAACCUGCCACUUCUUCGCCAACGUCUACAGCUUCUGGUUGACCACCUUCAAAGGCACCAACACUGCACUGACCGACUCUGAGCAGCAGAGGGAGCAUGUUGCUCAGUGUCGAGUCUGCAUAAAGAUGUGAGGGAGAGCAGGAUGGUGGUGCCCCUCUUCUUCAGGAGGGAUCCAAGGGACGCUUGCUGCACCUCUCUUUUAUUGAGAGAGUUUGGGGACAAAAACUGAAAGAGAUUUUAGUUUUGAUGAGGAGAAACCUUGAUGGUAGAGGUUAGAGCUGCAAAUCAGCUGAUCAGAAGAGGCUCAGGAAAAAACUCAGCUGAGGUUUGAAGCAGUGGGUGGUCUCUCUUUAUAGCAAAGUCUAUUUUUUUCAGAACUGGAGCAGUUAAUAAGAAAAAACAAUGUUUUCUAAUUUUUUAAAGUGAAUUAGUCCUGAUUUCAUGCAGGUCUCAACGUCAAAAAAGCAAAAACAAAAAACAAUUGCUGAGUGUAAGAAAUGUGAUUUAGAAAAUACAUUUGGAAAUCUGCUUACU